CCCGCUCGCCGUUAGGGAGGCUCUGCGCCUCAGCCUCCACCGCCUCCGCCGCUCCCGCCCACUUCUCCGCGUCUGCCGCCGCCGCUGCCCGGGGUCUCCGGGGGGUCGCUACCGGGCUGGCCCCGCGCCACUGCAGUCGCUUCAGCCUCGCGCUAGAGGCCGCUUCGGGAGGAGACCCGCCGGCCGCCGUGCCACUUAGGGCCUCGGUUCUCGCCUUGUCGUCGUCGCCAAGGGUGCUGGAGAAGCGGCCAAGGCCGGGGAACGGGGCUUCGCGGUUCCAACGAUUAACUGCUGAAGUACUGAUCGAGUUCUGCGUUUCUUCAAUGAGGAACUACAGGCUGAUCUUCUGCCAUAAUCUCAAACAACCAUAAAUGACAAAAAGAUGCUUGCUCAGUGAGGGUAGCUGGUGCAGAAGCCGUUUUUUAAACUUAGGUGUUUAAGUACUCAAAGAAAAGACAGCUUUGAUUUCUGGCUGCAAAAAAGCUAUGAGGAAGAGCUCCUCCCCUUCCUUGAGUAACUGCAACUCCGAUCUUGCUAGCAAAAUAUUUGGAAUUCCACUUGAUGAGCUGCAGCAGGGAGGACAUCCAGACAAUGAGGUUCCGUUCAUAGUCCGCCACGUUGUGGACUAUAUUGAGGAACAUGGAGGUCUGGAGCAACAAGGGCUGUUUCAAGUCAAUGGGAAUGCUGAGACAGUGGAGUGGCUCCGGCAGAGAUACGACAGUGGAGAAGAGGUGGAUUUGGUUAAGGAGGCAGACGUCCCCUCAGCCAUCAGUCUCCUUAGAUUUUUCCUGCAGGAGCUCCCUGAGCCCGUCAUACCUGGCAGCUUGCAUAUUCACUUGCUGCAGCUUUCUCAAGAUUAUAAUAAUGAAGAUGAAUUUGGAAGAAAGUUGAGGUUCCUCUUACAGCAGCUUCCACCUGUUAAUUACAGUCUGUUAAAGUUUCUGUGUAGGUUCUUAGCCAAUGUAGCAUCACACCAUGAAGAAACUUGGUCUGCAAAUUCUUUGGCUGCUGUUUUUGGUCCAGAUGUCUUCCACAUUUACACAGAUGUGGAAGAUAUGAAAGAGCAGGAAAUUGUGAGCAGGAUAAUGGCGGGACUUCUGGAAAAUUAUUAUGAGUUUUUUGAGAAUGAAGAGGAAGAUUUUUCAUCAAAUGAUUUAAGUUCAAUUACUGAGCAGGUUAAUGAACUUUCUGAGGAAGAAGAGGAAGAUGAAAAGCUGGAGCAUAUAGAAGAGCUUCCAGAAGAAGGUGUAGAAAAGUCAGCUGGCAUGCCAGAGGUGUUGCAGUUAAGGAUGACUGAAAACAUUCUGGAAUCAGACAGUGUUACAGCAUCAACAAGGGUUGAUGCUGCUGCUGCUGCUGCUACUACUACUAAUGCCAGUGAUGGUAACAUAAAGUGUUCAAAACCUGUGGGUGGCACUACUGCACAUAAUGAUGUCAUGCAGCAAGAUUUUGUAUUUGAGGAUCAGAAAAAUACUGAGUCUGUAGGUAUACUGUUAGAGCCUUGUAGUGACCACGGGGAUAGUGAAGAUGGCUGUCCUGAGAGGAAGGAAUAUUUAUUAUAUGACAGUGAUAAAUUGCCACACUUGAUUCUGGAUUCUAGUAGUAAGAUACGUGAUUUGAAUGCCAACACUGAAUCAGAAGUAACCGAAGGUCAAAGUGUUGGUAUUCAAGGAGAAGCAGCAUGUGUACAAAUUGCACGUUUAGAUCUGAAGAAUGUUUCUGAUGGUGAUAAAUGGGAAGAGCCAUUUCCUGCAUUUAAGUCUUGGCAGGAAGACUCUGAGUCUGGAGAAGCUCAGCUUUCUCCACAGGCUGCAAGGAUGACUCACCAUCCCCUAGGAGAGGACUGCCCUCCAGUAUUAGCUCAUCGCAGUUUAGAUUUUGGGCAAAGCCAACGUUUCCUACAUGAUCCAGAAGCAUUGGAUUUCUCGUCAAAGGCACUUUCCUUCACUAGAAUUCGAAGGUCAUCCUUCAGUUCAAAAGAUGAAAAAAGAGAAGAUAGAACACCUUAUCAGUUGGUCAAGAAACUUCAGAAAAAAAUCAGACAAUUCGAGGAGCAAUUUGAAAGGGAAAGAAAUAGCAAGCCCUCCUACAGUGACAUUGCAGCCAAUCCGAAGGUAUUAAAAUGGAUGACAGAGCUUACAAAGUUGCGGAAGCAAAUUAAAGAUGCAAAACACAAAAACUCUGAUGGAGAAUUUGUGCCUCAGACACGUCCUCGGAGUAACACUCUUCCAAAAAGUUUCGGCUCUUCUUUAGACCAUGAGGAUGGUGAGAGUGAAGGGGAGCCCAGAGUCAUCCAGAAAGAGAAGAAGCCAUCAAAGGAAGCAACUCUUGAGCUGAUUACAAAACGACUGAAGGAAAACCGUGCUGAGCGGCACCUUCCUGAGGAUAUCAAGAAAAUGACAAAAGAUCAUUUGAUAGAAGAGAAAACGUCUCUGCAGAAAAGUCUGCUCUACUAUGAAAGUCAACAUGGAAGGCCGGUGACCAGGGAAGAAAGGCACAUUGUUAAGCCUCUCUAUGAUAGAUACAGGCUUGUAAAACAGAUGCUGACAAGAGCUAGCAUUACUCCUGUCCUUGGGUCUCCCUCCACAAAGCGCCGAGGUCAGAUGUUACAGCCAAUCAUAGAAGGAGAAACGGCACACUUUUUUGAAGAAAUCAAGGAAGAAGAAGAAGAUGGUGUCAACCUCCCCUCUGAGUUAGGUGACAUCUCGAGCACAACUGUGCACACACAGUCGUCCUUGGAAAACUCAGAAUCUGAUGCUGAAGAAAAUCAAGAAAAACUGGCUCGGGAUCUGUGCUUAUCAAGUACUCGGGCAGCUUCGAUGCCUGAAUUACUGGAGCAACUUUGGAAAGCCAGAGCUGAGAAAAAGAAACUACGUAAGACACUACGGGAGUUUGAAGAGGCGUUCUAUCAACAAAAUGGAAGGAAUGCCCAGAAGGAGGAUCGUGUUCCAUUGCUUGAGGAAUAUAAGGAAUACAAGAGAAUUAAAGCCAAGCUUAGACUUCUUGAAGUUCUUAUCAGCAAACAAGACUCUUCAAAAUCCAUAUAAAAUAUGUUCCUUGAAAGUUGACAUCAUAAAGUGAUUGUGUUCCCUGACAGUUCA
This is a messenger RNA of Mastomys coucha (southern multimammate mouse), 3101 nucleotides long. It is a transcript of the gene Fam13b, whose product is annotated as family with sequence similarity 13 member B. Bases 486 to 3047 code for a protein of 853 amino acids. NCBI's taxonomy places the organism in Eukaryota, Metazoa, Chordata, Mammalia, Rodentia, Muridae. The record is from RefSeq and is a predicted model, not a curated record. The transcript has 21 exons. Gene Ontology annotation, biological process: signal transduction.